This is a messenger RNA of Clunio marinus, 243 nucleotides long. Lineage: Eukaryota; Metazoa; Arthropoda; Insecta; Diptera; Chironomidae. The record is from the annotation of a GenBank genome assembly.
AUGGUUGGAAUUACUAAGCAUAUGACGAUAGGGUUCAUAGACGUUAAAUCCAGAAAUAAUGACUGCAUCCUUCACUGCACCGAAGAAUUAAAUUCUACUAAUAUGUUAUUAAUAGAUGAAACUCACACAACCAAUAUUUGUUCAGAAGACUGCGAGUGUUUCUCUGUCAGCAACGCUUUGCUUAAUCAUCAAUAUUCAAUAGAGCAGCUAGCAAAGCAUCAAAAGCAUUUAUCAUCUCCAUGA